This is a messenger RNA of Brassica oleracea var. oleracea, 1184 nucleotides long. RefSeq names its product binding partner of ACD11 1-like. The record is from RefSeq and is a predicted model, not a curated record. NCBI's taxonomy places the organism in Eukaryota, Viridiplantae, Streptophyta, Magnoliopsida, Brassicales, Brassicaceae. Bases 270 to 1004 code for a protein of 244 amino acids. Gene Ontology annotation, molecular function: RNA binding. The transcript has 5 exons.
UCGAAUCUAGAGUUCAAAUCGCGUCUGUUUCAUACUAGCAACAAGAGCAGCGGACGACGGUUCUCGGCUUGGAUCGGCGUCACGGUUUACUUUCCGUUUGGCGAUCGGCUUCUCCGUAUCUUAUCCCCCCUCUGUCUGCUGUCUCUAUCCACUCAUAAGUCCAUCACCGUCGUCUCUCUUUCAAGCUUCUCUGAGUUGCGAGCUGGUCAACAGCAGGAUACUGUAGAGAUUCUUGAUUCUUUGAGUUGAAUAAGCUUUACUUGAACACGAUGGAUCAUCAGAAUGGAUUCGGUGUGGAAGUCACUGGGCUAUCUCCAGCUGUUACUGAGAAAGAUCUCAUCGACUUCUUCUCCUUCUCUGGUGCAAUCGAACAUAUUGAUAUUGUCAGGUCGGGUGAGCAAGCUUGCACUGCUUAUGUGAUGUUCAAGGAUUCUUACUCUCAGGAGACUGCUGUCUUACUCAGUGGGGCAACCAUAUUGGAGCAGCGAGUUUGCAUAACUCGUUGGGGACAGCAUCACGAGGACUUUGACUUCUGGAACGCGACUCAGCGGGGUUUUGUAGAUGACACAAACCCACAUCCUCAUCCUCAGCGAGGCGAGUUCAACGCCGGAGAAGCAGUGACAAAAGCUCAAGAAUUGGUGAAGUCAAUGCUAGCCACCGGAUUCGUGCUGGGCAAAGACGCAUUAGCCAAAGCCAAAGGCUUUGACGAAUCCCACGGUGUGUCAGCUGCAGCAGCGGCUAGAGUCUCUCAACUAGACCAGAGGAUCGGUCUCACUGACAAAAUCUUUGCCGGAGUUGAAGCUGUCAGAUUAACCGACCAAAAGUAUCAUGUUUCAGACAAAGCCAGAUCAGCCGUCUCUGCCACAGGAAGAACCGCGGCAGCAGCUGCAACUAGCGUUGUCAAUAGCAGUUACUUCUCCAGCGGAGCUCUAUGGCUAUCGGGCGCGUUUGAGCGGGCGGCUAAAGCUGCAUCUGAUCUUGGUAGCCGUGGCUCAAGGCAGUGAUAUGAAUAUGCCUACGAACUGAUCAGAAUGGUAUUCGACUGUGAAUAUAUAUGACGACAUUAGAAAAGAAAACUCAAGAAAGAAUCAUUAUUUUCAUACGUGUGUUCAGCCCUGAUUUGAUUUGUAUGCAUAAAACGUUAUUAUCUCCGCGCUUCGCAAGCGAUCUACCAUUUUAAUCAA